Messenger RNA from Polychytrium aggregatum, 643 nucleotides. Its product is annotated as putative zinc finger protein. The transcript is spliced from 4 exons. The record is from RefSeq and is a predicted model, not a curated record. The coding region runs from base 77 to 298 and encodes 73 amino acids. NCBI's taxonomy places the organism in Eukaryota, Fungi, Chytridiomycota, Chytridiomycetes, Polychytriales.
CUUUCGCCUGCAUCCGCUUCAGAGCACCCAGCCGUCCGUUUGGGAGUGAUUGCUGCCUCGAUAGCAAAGUCGCAUCAUGGUCCGCGGUGCUGCCAAGGAACAAGCCAGACAAAAGGCCCAGAAGAAGGCCGAGGCUAUGAAGGGUGGCGAAAGCCAGCUCAAGGCCCGCGCCGAGGGCCUCAAGAUCAUCUGCCCCUCAUGCAAGAUCGCCAUGCCAGGUUACAAAAUUUUAGUACAGCACAUGGAGUCAAAGCAUCCUUCGGCUGCAAUCCCGGCCGAGUCCUCGUUUGCAAAGUGAAAGCCUCGACACGGCAGUGUCGUCAGAGCCGCCGUCUGCAGCCAUCGUCGACAACUUCGUGCUCCGCGAUUACCCCUCAAAUGCCUGCAAGUGCCGUCCUGGCUCCCUUUUCUGCGAUCCCAGGAAGGUCGCUUGUCCUGAUACACCACGGCGAGGGCUGUGAGGCAGAGCGGAGAUGGAGGCGGAUGGUUCUUUGGAUGGGUUGAUUGCUGCAGUCGAGGUACCCAAAAUACAACACCAUCUAUACUUGGUCCAGUAUAUAGGCUGUGCUUGAGACUCCCGUGCAUGGUGCUCUGGCAUGGUUCUUUGAUGUGGCUGCGGGUCCAGCCCCAGCAACACAGUCUU